This is a messenger RNA of Prunus armeniaca (apricot), 1239 nucleotides long. The record is from the annotation of a GenBank genome assembly. NCBI's taxonomy places the organism in Eukaryota, Viridiplantae, Streptophyta, Magnoliopsida, Rosales, Rosaceae.
AUGGAAAGAGAAGACUUGAUCCAGCUAUGGAUGGCUCAAGGAUUUCUCUGUUCUUCUCUGAACAAAGAUAUGGAGGAUAUAGUUCAUGAAUAUUUUACGAUUCUGUCACAAAACUCCCUCUUUCAAGAAGUUGAAAGAAGCUAUCCCCCCUUUGGUAUAUUUAUUAAAUGCAAGAUGCACCAUCUUGUACAUGAUCUUGCUAAGCUUGUAUCAAGAUCUGAAACAGAAGAUAAACUUGAGAAUCAACACGUGGCAUGGGAUCCUUCCAAAAGUUUGAAAGAAAUGUUAAGAAACGGCGGUCACUGUUUGGCUGAUAUUGAGGAGCUACCAAGUUCAAUUGGCGUCUUGAUACAUUUGAGGUAUUUGAACGUUUCUCAAACAAAAAUCAAAGAACUCCCUAAGUCUAUUGGCAAGCUUUAUAACCUACAAACGUUAAGAAUGAAGGAUACAUGGAAUCUUGAAACGUUUUCAAAGGAAAUGAAAAUUUUGAUCAACUUGAGACAUGUUUAUUUCCAUCGUCGUGAUGAGCCAGUUCCAUUUGGGAUGGGACGAUUGAAACAUCUGCAAACAAUAUCUCCUGUUUUUACUUUGGACAAGGAAAGUAAUCGUAGUAGAAUUGACGAGCUGGGUGGCUUAAACCAAUUAAAAGGUGAACUAAUUAUUAGCGGUUUGGAACAUGUGAGGGACAGAGGCCAAGCAAGGGCAUCAAAUUUAGUUGGGAAAGCACAUCUACGAAGGUUGACAUUAGAAUGGGGGGAGUAUGACGAGGAAAGAAAAGAGAAAGACAAUGAUGUACUAGAAUGCCUCCGGCUCAACUCUGUGUUAGAAUUCUUAAAGAUUGACAGAUUCGUGGGUUCUAAAUUAGCAUCAUGGAUGAUGCCUGCUUUCGAAGGGUGGCCUAAGCUCAAGUCUCUGCAGCAACAACAAAUUCAACACUGCACUUGUCUACAAGUAGUGUCCAUAGUCUCUUUCGACAGCGUGGAGGCUCUUCCAGAGUGGUUGGGUAACCUUACAUCUCUUACCACCCUGAGUAUCCGUCGGUGUAAGAAUCUGGUGUCUCUUCCUUACAUUGAAGUUAUGCAACGCCUCACCAAACUAAAAAAGCUAGUGAUUGAUACAUGUCCCUGUCUAGGGGGAAUAUCCACCCUCAAGAACGGCCCAGAAUGGCACAAGAUUUCUCACAUCCCACGUAUAGAUGAAGGAUCUUACGCAAUUGGAAGAACAAAUAAUGCGCAUUAG